CGUUUCGAAGUGUCAUCGCCGCGCAGUAUACUCUUCGAUUGAAUUUCACGAAAAGUUUAGAAGGAAAAAUUAAAAAAAAACUUGGGUAAAAGAAGUUUUACCUUGUGAUUUGAAGCAUUUACAUCAGUUCAGAUCAACAGUGAGACUUCAUUCGAAGACGCGUAACAAAAUAUUGUAAUAAAUGUGAAGUUCAAGUGUAGCUUAUGCAUUAAAAAAAAGUAUCAACCAUUCGAGUGAAAAAUUAACAAAGAAAAAUCUACCCAGUUGUCUUGUAAAGUUGCUUACAGUGAAAACAAAAGUUAUUUUAAUAACAAAAAAAAGAAUCGAAAAAUAGUUUCGCAUUUUGUAUGCGCUUUCAAUUUAUGAAACGUGAAUUUAAAGAAGAAAAAAAAAGCGUGUGACGUCAAGGCAGUGAGGUGUUGUUUUGUAUGAAUUAAUAAAGUUACAGGUGUUCUUUUCGUAUUCGUCAUACUGUUAUUAUCGCGCAAAAAUCAAUAAUGGCAGCAGCUUCUGCUAAUAAUAAUGGAAUUGUGAACACAAAUCCAAAUGCAGAGAUAAUUCGUGGACAAGUGUUUGAGGUUGGUCCAAGGUAUACGAAUCUGGCUUAUAUCGGAGAGGGUGCGUACGGUAUGGUUGUGUCUGCCAAUGAUACCCUGACAAAAACAAGGGUUGCCAUCAAAAAAAUUUCACCAUUCGAGCAUCAGACAUAUUGCCAGAGAACAUUGCGAGAAAUAAAGAUUUUAACACGAUUUAGACAUGAAAAUAUAAUAGACAUUCGAGACAUUCUACGAGUAGAGAGCAAAGAACUAAUGAAGGAUGUAUAUAUUGUUCAGUGUUUAAUGGAGACUGACCUUUAUAAACUGCUUAAAACACAGAGGCUGAGUAACGAUCACAUCUGUUAUUUUUUGUAUCAGAUCUUACGCGGCUUAAAAUAUAUUCACUCAGCUAAUGUAUUGCACAGGGAUUUGAAACCAAGUAAUUUGUUAUUAAACACAACAUGUGAUCUUAAGAUUUGUGAUUUCGGACUAGCAAGAGUGGCCGAUCCUGAACACGAUCAUACAGGAUUUUUAACAGAAUAUGUAGCUACACGAUGGUACCGAGCACCUGAAAUUAUGCUAAAUUCCAAAGGUUAUACGAAGUCGAUUGAUAUCUGGUCGGUUGGUUGCAUAUUGGCAGAAAUGUUGAGCAAUAGGCCGAUAUUUCCGGGUAAACAUUAUUUGGAUCAGUUGAAUCAUAUCUUAGGUGUACUAGGGUCACCAUCUGCUGCAGACUUAGAAUCAAUUAUCAAUGAAAAGGCACGAAGCUACCUCCAAUCAUUACCGUACAAACCUAAAGUACCGUGGUCAACGUUAUUUUCUCAUGCUGAUCCGCAUGCUCUUGAUUUGUUGGAUAAAAUGUUGACAUUCAAUCCACACAAUCGGAUUUCAGUUGAAGAUGCACUGGCUCACCCAUAUUUGGAACAAUACUACGAUCCUGACGAUGAGCCCGUAGCUGAAAAGCCAUUCAACGUUUCGAUGGAAAUUGACGAUCUUCCCAAAGACACACUCAAGCAGCACAUUUUCGACGAAACAAUGAGAUUUUUGCAGAUAUCCGAUCAGGUUAUAUAAGCGUUUAAAAACAAAGGAAAAGAAAACGUCACACUCAAAACGGGUGCAGCUUUUCUUUCUUUUCUUUUCUUUUUUUUUACUAAGGCUAAGUGUUAAUUAACUAUUAAUUGUUCUAUUUGAUAAAUGAAAAACAAAAAAAUGGCUUGGUUUUAAGACGGCAACAAAAUGUUGGUGUGUGGAAUCUAUAUAUAUAUAUAACGAUCGUAGUACUUUUUUGAUCUUAAGUUGAUAGAAUUUUUAGUAUGUAAAAUCAAAAUCAUAAAUGGACAUCAAAAGGAAGAAUUCUUAAGUUUUUUUUUUCUUUCGUUCGUUUAUCUAGUCGUAGCAUUUAUUCAUAAGUUUUGUAGUAUUUCUUUUCGUUUGCUUUUAUGUUCCAUAUUAUUUCACUAUAUAAUCCACUCAAAUAAUGAUUAAAAUUAUGUCCUCCAUGGAUUACGAAUUGUUUUAACCUCUAACAGACGGCCAUAUAAAUAUCAUCUAUCUUCGACACCGACGACUAAAAAAAGACGAUUACCAGUGGAUGGACUCGCCAGUGGACAUAAUUAGAUCAUAAGCAUAACAAGUAUGAACUGAAAUAUUUUACGGCGGUUCCUAAUUUAAACAGAGUCGAUAAUGGUGCUGAUGUUAUGGAGGGCCGUCUGGGAAUGCUUAAACGCAGCACUUGUGGCCAUACAAAAGUUAAGACUCAUACUGUCUUGAGAAAAUGAAAGUGUAUCCUGCUCUCUAACGGGAAAAUAGGUAAAAUUUCGAGAGACGAACCAGGUCAUAUUUCCGUUUAUCUCCUUUUCUAUCAAUUUUUUUUAUUGUCGUAAUAAAUACCGUUCCCAAAGCAUCCGGAAUUAUCAGUUCGAAAACAUUUUCUUGUACUGCGGUUCAUAAUAAUAUAUUGUCUUCCCGGGAACCUAACUGUUCGGCUCGGUGUUCAAUCUUUGAUGAUUUUUAACAUUCCUUGUACAAUAUUCACCGUUUGGAUUUCAAUAUAAUUUCAAUUCUUUUCAGUCCAAAGUUGUAAGCGAAUCGCCUUUUUUGACGUAAAGACUUACAGCUGGACACAUACGUACAGUCUUUUAGUGAUGUCAAGAGUCGAAUGAACUUAUCUAAAAUUGGGAAAAUUUCUCAAUUGGAAAAUCAUUUUUUGGAAUCGCCGGAUGACAAAAAGGUUUUUUAUUCGUAGACUCCCCGAUGUUUUUGUGUUUCCUCAUCACCGAUUUUCCUUAGAUUUUCAUUUCCUAUUAAAUAAAAAUAACUUCCACAGAAUGAAUAUUUUCUUUUGAAAACGGGUUUUCUGGACCUACUGACAUGAUUCAGUGCAAA
This is a messenger RNA of Bradysia coprophila, 2921 nucleotides long. It is a transcript of the gene rl, whose product is annotated as Mitogen-activated protein kinase rl. Gene Ontology annotation, molecular function: ATP binding; MAP kinase activity. Gene Ontology annotation, biological process: protein phosphorylation. The record is from RefSeq and is a predicted model, not a curated record. NCBI's taxonomy places the organism in Eukaryota, Metazoa, Arthropoda, Insecta, Diptera, Sciaridae.